UCAUGGUCCAGCUGAGUCCCAAGAGGUGACGGGUGCGCGUCCGGCGAGCCCGGGGCGAAGGUCAUUGUGAGGUAGCCCACAACUCUCCUUACCCAACCCUCGAAAUAGAAGCCCUGGACCAGAGCCAAGGGCCUCUCGCCUGCCGUUGUUUCUUUCCAGGAGCAUUGUUAAGUUCCAAGGUUGGGAGGGGUAACAGCUGCCGUUUUGGGUGGCCGUUUCGGUUUCGCUUUGCCCUCAGUCGCGGCACGGGUCGUCAGGUGCACAGAGGCUUCGGCUUCAAUUGAAAGAUAGCUCUAAACAGUUCCAACAGCGUCCGUCAAGCGUCAUAGGACAGCAAAAUGGCAGCAGAGCUGGAAGGCAUCCCACUAGUGAACAUCGAGGUAGGAAGAAGCCGCUACAUCCUACUCAAGGUCUACAAUCCAGCAGACGAGGAAGAGCACAACAAGUAUGUUGUACGGGGAUCCGCACAAGCUCCGGACCAUGCCCACGUUCUAGAAGCUGAAGAAACCCAGCUCAAGAACAAAGGACUCGCCUGCGAGUGCCUUGGUGGAGGCUACAUAGUCCACCUCCCGGACACUCAGGAGCUCAAAGUGUACGGAACUUCCCAGAGGUUCGGCCAGGCCGACCACUCGAAGGCCUGCGACAUCCUACGCACUCAGUACCCGGACUACAAAAAGCUCACGUGGUCUAACGAAACUCUCUGAACUUUUGACUUUCCACUUCAUGAUCUGCUCGCACCGCAAUUCCCAGUCCACUGCUUCCCAGCCACAAUAAAGCUCAAUGUGUACAAAGA
This is a messenger RNA of Ornithodoros turicata, 793 nucleotides long. Its product is annotated as sex-regulated protein janus-A-like. Bases 339 to 704 code for a protein of 121 amino acids. The transcript is spliced from 3 exons. Gene Ontology annotation, cellular component: cytosol. Gene Ontology annotation, molecular function: protein histidine phosphatase activity. Lineage: Eukaryota; Metazoa; Arthropoda; Arachnida; Ixodida; Argasidae. Gene Ontology annotation, biological process: peptidyl-histidine dephosphorylation. The record is from RefSeq and is a predicted model, not a curated record.